Molecule: messenger RNA, 4975 nt
Organism: Toxorhynchites rutilus septentrionalis
Lineage: Eukaryota; Metazoa; Arthropoda; Insecta; Diptera; Culicidae
Exons: 2
Coding region: 1300-3501 (733 amino acids)
Biological process (GO): DNA integration
Molecular function (GO): nucleic acid binding
Source: RefSeq, a predicted model, not a curated record
UUCAACCAUAUUGGAAUUGCUGUCGGUAUUGUUUACAAACAGUUCUGGUGAAAAUCUCUAUUUAACGCUGUUCCAUAGAAACCACAUUAGACGAUCAUCAUAGAAGCCCAUGAAUAAUCAAGCUGGUUGACAGAAUAAUUUUCACUAUUAAGUAUUGUUCCAACCUCCGAAGAAUACAGACAUACUAUCAAACAAGUCUUUCCAUUUUCUGGAGUUUGUAACAAUUUUUGGCGACGAAGAUCGGCACCAAGUUCCAUGAGCGGUACGUAAACAGUAUCCUGCCAAAGCAUCCCCGCGAUUUCGGCCUGGACGACACGGUGAAGAAACUUAAGAAGCUUUUUGGCCGCCAAACCUCGCUGUUUAACGAUCGCUACCGUUGUCUACAAUAUGUCAAGAACGAAACAUACGAUUUUUCAAGUUACGCUGCCUCUGUGAACAAGCACUGCGAAGCAUUCCAGCUGACCAAGCUCACCGACGACCAAUUCAAGGCACUACGUUUUGUUUGCGGUCUACAAUCUCCCCGCGAUGCAGACAUCCGAACUCGAUUGAUCGGUAAGUUAGAAGCUGAAGAGCAUGCUCCGCCAGCAGACAGCACGAAGCUCACACUGGAAAAUCUCGUCAAGGAGUGCCAUCGGUUUAACAAUCUGAAGCAGGACACCAAGAUGGUAGAGAAGCCCGUUCCGGAAAAAUCCGUCGUCAACGCCGUUUCUACCAAGCCUGCUAAGAAGAAGCAACCGAAAUCUCCGUGCUGGUUCUGCGGUGAUUUACACUUUGUGAAGGAAUGCCCCUAUCAAGACCACAGCUGUAGGAAGUGCAAACGGAAGGGGCAUAAAGAAGGUUACUGCUCAUCCGUGGAAUCAAAACCGAAGUCUGCAAAGAAAUUCGAAAAAACCGAAAUCCAAGGAAUAUGUGAAGUCCAAAGGAAUUUCGGUGAAACGCAUCGAUCUCCAAGGGAAGAGGAAAUACGUUACCGUCGGAAUCAAUGGCAACGAUUCCGUUCUCCAGUUGGAUUGCGCUUCCGAUAUCACGAUCAUUUCUACGCAAACCUGGAAGACGAUAGGAAAACCAGCCAUCAGCGAAACUGAAAUCACCGCCAUCAGCGCUUCCGGAAAUAUGAUCGACAUGACUGGUGAGUUCCUUGCUGAAUUAACCAUCCAAAGCGUGACGAAAGCAGGCAUUGUCUACGUGUGAUCAAGCCCCGAUUUAGAUGUCCUCGGAAUUGAAACAAUCGACCUAUUCGAUCUGUGGUCAAUUCCAUUCAGCUCGCUGGUUAAUGCUAUCCAUCAUAAACCGGAACUAAUGCUAUCCAUCAUAAACCGGAACACUGAGCAAAAGCUGCGUACGAAGUUUCCUGAAGUGUUCCAGAGUACACUAGGCCGGUGCUCCAAAGCGAAGGUUAAACUCUACCUGAAGCCCGACGUCCGUCCAGUGUACUGUCCAAAGAGGCCAGUUGCAUAUGCUGCCCUUCCAAAGGUGGAUGCCGAACUUCAACGUCUUCAAGACAAGGGAAUAAUCUCACCAGUGAAGUUUUCCGACUGGGCAACCCCGAUAGUCGUGGUCCGGAAGUCGGACAACGUUUCCGUCCGUAUCUGCGGCGACUAUUCUACAGGGUUGAACAACGCACUAGAAUCAGAUGCCCAUCCGCUUCCGCAUCCAGAUGAUGUUUUUGCUGAUCUGGCUGGCUGCCGGUAUUUCUCCCAACUCGAUCUAUCUGAUGCGUACCUGCAAGUCGAGGUUGAGGAGGAAUCUCAGAAGUAUCUAACGAUCAACACUCACCGUGGACUGUUCAAAUACAACCGUCUGCCGCCUGGAAUCAAGUCCGCUCCUGGUGCGUUCCAAAGGAUUAUCGAUAGCAUGGUCGCUGGUAUUCCUGGAGUGAAACCGUAUCUGGAUGACAUCAUGAUUGCCGGUAGGACAAAGGAAGAACACGAUCGCAGCCUCCAUGAAGUUCUGGAACGGAUCAAGAUGUACGGUUUUCAUCUGAGGAUCGAAAAAUGUCGAUUUGGCCUAUCGCAAAUCAAGUUUCUAGGUCAUAUAAUCGACAAAGGCGGCUUACGACCUGAUCCAGCGAAGACUACCGCAAUUUCGCAGAUGCCAGCUCCAAUGAACGUAUCACAGCUUCGAUCGUAUCUUGGAGCUAUCAAUUAUUAUGGGCGUUUCGUCAAGCAGAUGAAGGAGCUGAGAGCACCCAUGGACUACUUGCUGAAACAAAACGUCAAUUGGGAAUGGACUGCAAGCUGCCAGAAGUCAUUCGACAAGUUCAAAACGCUGCUCACUUCCGACUUGUUGCUGACGCACUUCGACCCAAACAAGGAAAUCAUCGUAGCAGGUGAUGCAUCCAAAGACGGCUUGGGCGCUGUUAUUAUGCAUCGCUUCCCGGAUGGAUCAGUGAAGGCAAUUUCGCACAUUUCAAGAUCACUGACCCCUGCAGAGAAAAAUUACGGUCAGAUCGAGAAAGAAGCUUUGGCGCUGAUUUUUGCUGUGACACGAUUUCAUAAAAUGUUGUUCGGCCGGAAAUUUACCUUGCAGACUGAUCACCAACCACUUCUCAAGGUGUUCGGAAGCAAAAAAGGAAUUCCGGUAUACACGGCCAACCGACUUCAACGCUGGGCGCUUACGUUGAUGCUGUACGAUUUCGACAUCCAGUUCGUGCGCACUGAAGAAUUUGGACACGCGGACCUCCUUUCAAGACUGAUGAAAUGCCAUGCAACAGCCGAUGAAGAAUAUGUCAUUGCUUCUGUACAAAUGGAAGCCGAUGUCAACGCCGUUCUCAGUGAUUCUACUUCUAGUCUUCCCGUGACGUCUGAAAUUAUCGCUGCUGAAACAUCAAGAGAUCCUGUUCUCCAAUCGGUGGUGUUCCAUAUCAAUGAAGGAUGGCCCAAGUAUUCCAAGGAAAUUGAUGAUCCAGUUGUUCAACAAUUCUUCACUCGCCGAGACAGUCUGCAGAUCGUUCAAGGUUGCAUCAUGUUCGGCGAUAGAGUCGUUGUGCCAGACCGUUUUCGCAAACGCAUUCUCCACCAACUGCAUCGAGGCCAUCCAGGAAUGGAGCGGAUGAAAUCCCUAGCGAGGAGUUUCGUGUACUGGCCCAACAUCGAUGAUGUCGUCGAAGACUACGUCCGCUGCUGUAGAUCCUGUGCUGAAGCUGCUAAGUCACCACACAAGACGGACCUGGAGUCGUGGCCCAUUCCAUCGAAGCCGUGGGAACGAGUCCAUAUUGAUUAUGCUGGCCCAAUCAAUGGAUACUACUACUUUCUGGUAAUCGACGCAUAUUCAAAAUGGCCAGAAAUCUAUCGCACUCGAAGCACAAGUACAACAAAGACACUGGAGAUGCUAGACGAGAUAUUUGCAAGAUACGGCAAUCCCAAAACUCUCGUCUCGGAUAAUGGAUCGCAAUUUGUUAGCGCCAGAUUCAAGCAAUUCAAGCGCCCUACCAUCCACAGUCUAAUGGACAGGCUGAGCGCUUUGUGGACACACUCAAGAGAGGACUCAAGAAGUUACUAGAGGGAGGAAAUCAUCCAGCAUCUUUCCGACAUCUUCAAACUUUCCUUUCCGUUUAUCGAUCCACGCCCAAUCGAAGUGCUCCUGAUCAUAAGUCUCCUGCAGAGCUUUUCCUUGGUAGACCCAUCACUACUACUCUGGAUCUGCUCAAACCCCGGAAGACACCGACACCAGCUGUAAACAGUAAGCAAAAUAACCAGUUCAAUCGACACCAUGGCACCGUCAAGAGAGAGUUCUGCACUAAUGAUUUGGUGUAUGCAGAGGUUCAUCAUCGCAAUCAAGUCUCCUGGGUUCCUGGCAAGGUGAUCGAGAAGAAAGGUUCCGUCAUGUAUGCUGUCCUCCUGGAAUCCGGUCGUCUUAUCCGUUCUCAUACGAAUCAGCUACGACAGCGUCAUCUGGAAUCCUCUAGUGAUGCUACAGAGACAAGUUUGUCAUGGACUAUGCUGCUUGAGGAAUUUGGUAUGCAAGAUUUGUGUACCCCAUGCCCCAAUGAAACUGCCGAUCCUGAUUUGGAAAAAGCUCAACAACCACCUGAAGUACCACCUCCUACCGAACCAACAUUGGAUCAAGAAGAGGUUCCAGUCCCUGAAGCCGUUGUUGAAGUCAUUGAACCACAGUGCUCCAAUCAACCCGUUCGUAACCGUAGGCUUCCAGCAUGGCUUGCACCGUACGAUCUCUUUUAAGGGGGAGAUGAUCCAUAGAAACCACAUUAGACGAUCAUCCUAGAAGCCCAUGAAUAAUCAAGCUGGUUGACAGCAUAAUUUUCACUAUUAAGUAUUGUUCCAACCUCCGAAGAAUACAGACAUACUAUCAAACAAGUCUUUCCAUUUGCUGGAGUUAGUGAUAUAAAAGUGUCGAACAAGCGCGGAUAGCGAUGAUUAGAUCAAGCAGGCAAUCAAGUAACUAUUUUGACUCAGCCCAGUGGAUCCGAUAGUCAGCAACAACUGCAAACGACGAGAGUUGUUGCCAGUCGGAAGAACAAGAAAAUCAUCAGAGCCCUGCCGGCGGCUCUCUGCAAUCUGCUACGACGCCUAUUCGAACGAUGCCUCAUAUGUUUGGUAUCAUUGAAUUUCUCAUCGGCUGCAUCGGAACCGCUAGCUACGCGUGCGCAAAAUGACAAAUAGAAGAUAUGGAUAGAUGUAUCAGAGAAAAAACAAGACUGCUGUGGAAAUCGUUUUUGAUAGAAGAAAAAAGUCGAUUCCUGUCAAACCACCUACUGAAUAUUUUUCACAAAGACAUUGGCAGAGUGAGGUUCAUGCCAAGAGUGGCCUUAGUCAAAAAAGCCAAGAACGCUGCUGGCCGUCUGUACAUUUGUGGGACGAAUGGGGAAUUUUUUCCCUAUUAGAUAGUGAACGAUAUGUGACUAGGAGACGCUCGUCAAAUACUGCAACUAUUACGAUACUCUUACUAAACAAAAAGAAACUUCGGAACGUUUUGUCAAUAUAAUAUAUCGGUUUUUUUCUCUUCUAGAUAUCUA